AUGGCCUCGAUGCAGAUCGUGGCUAGCUCUACCGAGAGAUCUCCCCCGGACGGCGCGCCGAACGGAGUGGGGCCGCACCAGUACCCUCCCGAGCCCCUCAUUCUCGCGCCGAUCCCCACCCGCACCAGCACGACAUCCCGCACAAGCAAGGGUGCCCCCAGGGACAAGUACGCGUCGCCUUCCGACAUCGCGUCCGUGCGUGUGCUUGCACUGCGCACCCCGAGCCCGACCCCCAGCGAAGCCCGCGCCCUCGAGCCGAAGACUACGGUGGAGAAGUGGCUCGGGGUGCUGUACUGGCCGCGGAUCAAGCGCUCCGUCCGUGCGUUCAACCGGCGCCACAUCCUCCCGCUCACGAUUGGGCUGUUCCUGAUGGUGUUCGUCAUUGCGUUUUUGGUCAAGAAGCAGGACAUCGAGAAGAAGCUGAACCCCGCUGCGACGGCGCUGCGGGACAUGCCCGGAGGGUGGCUCAUCCCGAUUGGAAUCAUGAUCGUGCUCUCCUUCCCUCCGCUCUUCGGGCACGAGAUCGUCGCCAUUCUGGUCGGUGACGUCUGGGGCCUCUGGAUCGGGUUCGGCAUCGUGGCCGCGGGCACGCUCGUCGGCGAGUUCUUCAAUUACCUGACGUUCCGGUGGUGGUGCAUGCGCCGCGGGAAGACGUGGGAGGAGAAGUCGCUCAAGUACGCACUCUACUCGCAGGCCGUGCGCGAGGGCGGCGUGCGAGUGCCGGUCAUCAUGCGCUUCAGCGCCAUCCCGGGCCACUUGACCACGGCGAUCUUCGCCACGUGCGGGAUGAACGUCUGGGUAUUCCUCUUCUCCGCGACGGUGUCGCUCCCGAAGCAGCUCGCCGCGGUGUACAUCGGCACGAACACGUCCUCGGACGGCGAGGAGACCGCGCAAGGGAAAGUGGUCCAGGCCGUCGUCGUCGUCGUGACUGUCCUCAUCACCUCGCUCGCGCUGCGCUAUAUCGACAGGCAGGUCGACAAGUUUAAGGAGCCCUUCAUCUACCAGCGCCGGAAAGCGAGGCAAGCAAAGAUGCUCGCGGCCGCCGGAGACCCGGACAUCGAGGCUCUGGAUGACUCCCUCACUUGCAAGAAGUCCAUUGGCGGGUCAUCUGGUGUAGUCCCCAGCGGGCCCACGUCUCCAGAGCCCGCCGUGGCCGUUGCUCCGGACGCGCGGUAUGCUUCCGCGGACGUCGAGGCGCACUCGUCAUCGGACGCCGCACGGCAUCGUGUUGUGCACGCGCAUGAUCUGUCGGAUGUUGAUGAACCGGCUCUUCGUAGCUGA
Messenger RNA from Epithele typhae, 1281 nucleotides. RefSeq lists its product as uncharacterized. The coding region runs from base 1 to 1281 and encodes 426 amino acids. NCBI's taxonomy places the organism in Eukaryota, Fungi, Basidiomycota, Agaricomycetes, Polyporales, Epitheliaceae. The transcript is spliced from 10 exons. The record is from RefSeq and is a predicted model, not a curated record.